This is a messenger RNA of Chlorocebus sabaeus (green monkey), 1162 nucleotides long. Lineage: Eukaryota; Metazoa; Chordata; Mammalia; Primates; Cercopithecidae. The record is from RefSeq and is a predicted model, not a curated record.
GAAAUGAAAACUCAUUCUGCCAUAUGGUUCCUGGACAUUCUUAUGCAACUGCCAGAAAAAAAAAUGAUUAAAAAAAAGAAAAAACCCACAAAACAACAAGGCAGCAAUUGUGACAGAAUAGCAGAAGUCCAAAUUACAGAGGCAAGGUUCUUCCUCUGUCCUCCCUCCAGGCCUAAAUGAAUAAAGACAUGACACUGAGAUUGAAGUCUAGUUCUACUUCAGAACCACAGAGACAUGAGCACCAGCAAGUUUGAGGUUGGGUAAAGAUCUUCAGAACUCCUCAGCUUCAGAUAGUCAAGCACUGCUUCAUCCCUUCUUCAAUGGCAUCUCUAGCAUACAUACUUACUUCCCUUAAAUGCAAUGUUGUAGCAUUUUCUGAUGGAAGGGGCACGGCAGAGUCCAUGCCUUCACCUCCUCUGGCCAACUCUAAUCAUGAAUCUCCUGUGAAUCAGCUGGGAAACAUGCAGAAUAUGAGAUUGGAGCCUUCGUUCAUACUAACUGGAGUUUUCCUUGACAAUGGUAGAAUAGAAGCUUCUCCAUUCUUUAGACAUGAAUUUGUUUUAGGUAAGAUCUUCCCAGAGUACAAAAGAAAUUUAUUCUGGAAAUUUCAAACUAAAAUGGCCUCCUCACUGGAACUGGAUCCACCAUCCUUUUUUUCUCAGUGUCUUAUUUUUUAUGUUUUAGAUAUUUUGCAAGGUGAGCUACACCUUUGAGAGGAGCUUCUGGAAAUUACCAGAGAUACUUAAUAUUGCCAGCUCUACAGAUGGUGGUGAUGCACCUUGAUGAGGAAUGAGUACUGAGCCUGAAUCCUACAAAUGGGAAAAGGUGCUCAUAUCAGACUUAUGCAUUAGAUAUCAAACUACAAAAUACAAGUACAGUUGAUACCUGUUUAGAUGACGUAGAGCAAGCUAACAGAGUAUAUAUUAAAAGCAAAAAUUCCCAUGAAGUUAAACUGUUACCCUCUGCCAAAACCUCCCACUCUCAAGUUUUAAGAGCCAAUAAGCCUUGUAUCUGUACAUUCAGUUUUGCCUUUUUUUCCCCCCCAGGACUGCAAAGUCCUCUGUCAGGGUUUACUGUGUUUCAUUGAUUUUAUUUUUUCUGGCACCAACAUAAUGCUCAUAUAGUAAUGAGGAUGAAAUAAUCUAUUUUUUUUCCUGCACAU